UCAAACGACUCAUUAGUUGAAAAAUAGCCAUAGCAGCAAAAAUGACGUCCGAAAUCAAACAGAAGAAACUUAUGUUUCUAUUCAAAAUCUUCUUUGACCGCGAUGGCAAUGGUUCGAUUACGAAGGAAGACUUUGAGCAAUCGAUAGAAAAACUUGCGAAGGCAAAAGGAUGGGAGCCGGGAGAUGAGAAAUACAAGAUAGCUGAAAAGACUUUGCUCGAAAUAUGGGAAGGCAUGCUUUAUAAGGCCGACGCGAAUAAGGAUGGCGAGAUAUCUGCUGAUGAAUGGGUAAAACUGUGGGAGGAGUCUAGCAAGGAUUCCCCUUUCGAUUGGCAGGCUUACUACUGCAAAUCCAUCUUCCGUCUCCAAGACUCGGGCAACGAUGGAGCGAUCGACAAAGAGGAAUUCGUCUCCGUCCAUAAAUCUUUUGGUCUCCCCGAAGAUCAGACUAGCGAAGCCUUCGACAAACUGGCUUGCGGUAAGGACAAGAUAACCUGGGAAGAUUUCCAACAGCGCUGGGAGGAGUUCUUCACCUCUGAGGACUUGGAUGCUCCAGGGAAUUACAUUUUCGGUCACUUAACUUUUGUUUGAGUAUUAAAAUCUGUGCUGUUCGGUAUGAGUUAUGAAUGUUUAUUUAUGUUUGCAUUUGGCUAUAUAAUAAUUUUCUAAAUAAAAAUACUUUUUAAUA
Molecule: messenger RNA, 687 nt
Organism: Maniola jurtina (meadow brown)
Lineage: Eukaryota; Metazoa; Arthropoda; Insecta; Lepidoptera; Nymphalidae
Product: calexcitin-2-like
Exons: 1
Coding region: 42-590 (182 amino acids)
Molecular function (GO): calcium ion binding
Source: RefSeq, a predicted model, not a curated record